Messenger RNA from Neoarius graeffei (lesser salmon catfish), 630 nucleotides. Its product is annotated as cytochrome c oxidase assembly protein COX16 homolog, mitochondrial. The coding region runs from base 221 to 538 and encodes 105 amino acids. The transcript is spliced from 4 exons. Gene Ontology annotation, biological process: mitochondrial respiratory chain complex IV assembly. NCBI's taxonomy places the organism in Eukaryota, Metazoa, Chordata, Actinopteri, Siluriformes, Ariidae. Gene Ontology annotation, cellular component: mitochondrial inner membrane. The record is from RefSeq and is a predicted model, not a curated record.
GUGUCACUAGAACACACUUUCUGUUCAUACGAGGAUAAAAGCGGAUAUCUCAGGAGCAUUGUGUGGAAGGGUUUGAGCUCGAGUUGAUAUUUAGUGUGCGAAUUAAACACCACACGGACUGGAGCAGAGCCGCGCCGCGGUGCAUUGUGGGUGUAGCGCAAACAUGGCGGAGGCCGUGCGGACAUGCUAACGGCUAAUCGGAGCUGUGUGCAGAGUAAACAUGUGGAAGCAGAUCAGUAAUCUGCGGAAGAACAGGACGCUGAGGUACGGAGUGCCCAUGCUGCUGCUUGUGGUUGGAGGAUCAUUCGGUCUGAGAGAGUUCACACAGAUUCGGUAUGAUGCUCAGAAAAUAAAGAAGAAGAUGGACCCUGUGCUGGAGGCCCGAGUGAACUCACACGCGCACACAAACAUCCUGCAGGAAGAGUAUGAGAAGCUGAAACGGGUGGAUUUGGACAGCUGGACAAACAUCCGUGGACCACGACCCUGGGAGAACUCUCAGCAAGAGGAACAGGGAACCCAACUCACCAGGGGCACUUAGUGUGUGUGUGUGUGUGUGUGUGUGAGAGAGAGAGUGAGAUUCUGUUCUUGUUCAAUUUGUUGUAAAAUAAUUAUAAACAAAUGAGUACAAAA